CAUUAGUUGUCUGUGCAGUGUGCACUUAGUACCUUCCACUAUCCCUUCCAAAAUAUCGCUCUACAACUCUCUCGCCCAUCAGCAGGCAAGAUAUAGCUUUUGCAUUCGGUCCCUUUUACCUCCGUCGUCAUGCGAGAAGGAUCCAUUCGCGUGUUCAUUUACUGGUUAAGGGUCAUUAUCAAAACGACUGCAUUUCGAUCGUACAGGAGUCUCUGCUCUAUUCUCCUGCGACUGAUCCAAUACUGUGAAUCUGUUGUGAAUGGAAAGGAAGGACAUUUUCGUGAGCGGCCCAGUUUCGCUUUGAGCUCUCAGCCAGUGGCCAACCAACUCGAGUCGACGCCUUCUGUGAGCCUUGCAAUGCCAUUACUUGAGGCACCUCUUCAAACACAAGAGUCCCAACCUGAAACGAACGUUCAUAUGCCAAUGCCAGAGCCUUACCAAGGGACAAAUAUCAACGUCCCAGCUCAUGAUACACAGUCUCCCCGGAGCUCUGCUGUGCCGUUCACACCAAUCUCUAUGCCUGAACCCAGCAUCCCCGUGGCUGUCGUCAUGUCAUCGCCUCCUACGACGCCAGGGCAGGCCGUUGAUAUAUAUCUAACUCCCAUUGUACCCGAACCACAGGUCAAACGAUACGAAAGGCAUGUUCCCAUAAAUAGUGAAUAUAAACCAUUCGAGGUUAAGAAAGGCCCUUUGGACUGUUCAGAGGAGCUUGCUGCAGUAGAAGGAUGGGAACCGCUCACGCACCCGGAAGGGGCUUUGUUCUUCUAUCAACCAUAUAAAAGAGUUUUCACUGAUGCCGAUGUUCGAGAUUCUAAAAUUGCUUUCAAAAUAAACAAAGCUGUUGAGAUGGCGUACGAAGGGGCGCGGGAGGCAAACAUCUCUUUGGAUUCUUCCGUCGAGCUCGCAUUGGAGCUCAUUGUAAAGGAGGACAAGGAAUAUUUGGGCUACUACGUUGCCGACCAUAAAAGACGUGUCGUUUUCUGGUUCGAAGACUACAAAUCCUUUGAACUUGUGAAUAACGUUCGAGGUGUAGAGCGCAAAAGCCAUGUCAAGUAUGCAUUGGAUUCACAAUAUUGGAGACACAUCGAGCUAUUUCCAAACAAACGCGUCCUUCCAGAAGACAUUGUCGUGACACUCAAAGAAAUUGUCAUGCAUGCUCAUGCAGAAAACAUCACUUCUGAAACGUGCCUGGCACCUUUUGCCCCGAAUGAGGUUGCAAGCAUGCUUGGCCUUGUGGAUCAUCUCAAAGACAGCACUAACCAGGAACGGGAACAUUCCGUGUGGAUCGCUGCUCGAUUCAUGAGGCUUUUUUCCAACGCAAAGUUCGUGAAUUUCUGUGGACAACCAGGUGCCCGACUUGACGUAGAUCAAUCGUUAUAUGGAGAACAUGACAUCCGCUCAAAAAAUAUCGUUCUUCGUAUCAUGAAUGUUAUUCUGUUUGGAUCCCCAGUUGCUCACAGCAAGGCAAUUCACAGGAUAUGGGUCGAUGAAACCAUGGUUCAGCCACGAUGGAAUGAUUUUAUCGAUAGGCUUACCACCGAAUGGAAUGGAUAUACAAUAUUUUCUACUGUGAUGCUCGCUGUUGAUAUUAGCCUUCUCGCGGUCCCAGCUGUCGCGACUCAAACAGCUGCGAUCGUUUUAGCAUAUCUGUCUUCCCUGUGCGCUUUAGGCUCCUUAAUGGUAUCGCUAAUCUUGGCUGGACAAGUUAAUGACAGCCGGCGAGGCUCUGCUGCAGACGUGGCCUCUUUCAUGGUAGGAAUAUCAGAGUCUAUGUUCGGGCUGGAAAGUCUCGCCCUGAUGCUCAGCCUGCCGUUCGCACUUCUGAUAUGGGGAAUGACGUUCUUUGCUGGAGCAUUGUCCACCCUGAUCUUCCGUACUUCUGGCGUUGUCGCCGUCUCAAUUACAUCUCCAAUUUUGAUCGCCGUAUUCGUCCUAGCGACGUGGCCCAUGCUUGCCGCCAAUAAUAUUCACAUUUCUCACCUGAGGUUUUGGAUCAUAGAACGUGUUUUACCUCAGGCUGCGGGGCCCAUCGUCAUCUCUCAUGCCUAAUCUGUGUUGUCUGAUUGUGGUGCGACGUGCAUACAAUUGGUACAUGGUGUUUUGCAAGUUGAUUUAUAUCGUACCCGUUUCCUCCUGAAUAGUCCCAGAGGUUGUUGGCGCACGAAUCGUGCACGUGACGACUGUGACGCGGUAGAAUGCCAACGGUCGUUAUAUAUAUUGGUUGAUGUUUGUUUCUUCUCUCCUCAGU
Molecule: messenger RNA, 2248 nt
Organism: Suillus bovinus
Lineage: Eukaryota; Fungi; Basidiomycota; Agaricomycetes; Boletales; Suillaceae
Exons: 13
Coding region: 130-2049 (639 amino acids)
Source: RefSeq, a predicted model, not a curated record